CUGUCUCCAAACGGCCUUUUCUGGCUGCCCACACACGCUUCUCCUCCGGUCCCGUGAUGGACAACCUCGGACAGACAAUUACCUCUGAAUUUUCCCAGGAAGUUCAGCGUGAGUUUCGAACACCGGAGUUUGAAGAAUUUAACGGGAAGCCGGAUUCCCUUUUUUUCAAUGAUGGCCAGCGGAGGAUCGACUUCGUGCUGGUGUACGAAGAUGAAAGCAGAAAGGAGAGCAACAAAAAGGGCUCGAACGAAAAGCAGAGGAGAAAAAGGCAAGUGUACGAAUCCAAUCUCAUCUGUGAUGGCCUGCAGUUGGAAGCAACAAGAUCUGUUUUGGAUGACAAACUUGUGUUUGUAAAAGUGCAUGCACCCUGGGAGGUGUUAUGUACAUAUGCUGAGUUAAUGCACAUCAAAUUGCCUCUGAAGCCCAAUGACCUUAAAACCCAGUUCUCAGCCUUGGAUGGUUUCAACUGGCUUACCAAAGUCCUCAAAGUAGAUGAGACGCUCAUCAAGCCGGAGCAGGAGUUUUUCACAGCCCCAUUUGAGAAGAACCGGAUGAAUGAUUUUUAUAUUCACGAUAGAGACACCUUCUUCAAUCCAGCCACCAGAAGCCGCAUUGUUCACUUCAUCCUCUCUCGGGUCACGUACCAAGUACGGGACAACAUCAACAAGUUUGGGAUUAACAAGCUUGUGAGCUCCGGCAUCUACAAGGCAGCUUUCCCUCUCCACGAUUGCAACUUCGGCCACCAGUCAGAGGACCCUACCUGCCCUAGUGAACGGUACCUUCUGUACAGGGAAUGGGCCCAUCCUCGAAGCAUCUAUAAGAAGCAGCCGUUGGACCUUAUCAGGAAAUAUUAUGGAGAGAAGAUUGGAAUCUACUUUGCUUGGCUGGGCUAUUACACGCAGAUGCUCCUCCUGGCAGCGGUUGUGGGCGUGGCUUGCUUUCUCUAUGGAUAUUUCCAUCAAGAUAACUGCACGUGGAGCAAAGAAGUAUGCCAUCCUGAGAUCGGUGGCAAGAUCAUAAUGUGUCCUCAGUGUGACCGGCUUUGUCCGUUUUGGAAACUCAAUAUUACUUGCGAGUCUUCAAAGAAAUUGUGUAUCUUUGACAGCUUUGGAACCCUGGUGUUUGCAGUUUUUAUGGGAGUUUGGGUUACCCUGUUUUUGGAGUUUUGGAAACGGCGCCAAGCAGAACUUGAAUACGAAUGGGACACAGUUGAGUUACAGCAGGAAGAACAAGCCCGGCCGGAGUAUGAAGCACGGUGCAAUCACGUGGUAAUCAAUGAGAUCACCCAGGAAGAAGAACGUGUUCCAUUUACAACCUGUGGAAAAUGUAUCCGUAUAGCCCUCUGUGCGAGUGCAGUCUUUUUCUGGAUCCUGUUGAUCAUCGCAUCCGUGAUUGGGAUCAUUGUCUACCGGCUCUCCGUGUUCAUUGUAUUCUCUGCACAGCUUCCCAAGCACUUUAAUGGGACAGACCCGAUCCAGAAGUACUUGACGCCACAGACAGCCACGUCCAUCACUGCUUCCAUCAUCAGCUUUAUCAUUAUCAUGAUUCUGAACACCAUCUAUGAAAAGGUGGCCAUCAUGAUCACUAACUUUGAACUCCCAAGGACCCAGACUGACUAUGAAAAUAGCCUAACCAUGAAGAUGUUCUUAUUCCAGUUUGUCAACUACUACUCUUCCUGUUUCUACAUAGCCUUCUUUAAGGGCAAGUUCGUGGGUUAUCCAGGAGACCCGGUGUACUGGCUGGGAAAAUACAGGAAUGAAGAGUGUGAUCCAGGAGGCUGUCUCCUUGAACUGACGACUCAGCUGACAAUAAUCAUGGGAGGAAAAGCAAUCUGGAAUAACAUUCAAGAAGUAUUAUUUCCCUGGAUCAUGAAUCUAAUCGGACGGUAUCACACAGUCUCAGGAUCCGAACAGAUAACCCCACGAUGGGAUCAGGACUACCAUCUGCAGCCCAUAGGCAAACUGGGAUUAUUUUAUGAAUAUCUUGAAAUGAUUAUUCAGUUUGGGUUCGUCACCUUGUUUGUGGCCUCUUUCCCCCUGGCCCCGCUGCUGGCUCUGGUGAACAAUAUACUGGAAAUACGAGUGGACGCCUGGAAACUGACGACCCAGUAUAGACGGAUGGUGCCAGAAAAAGCCCAGGACAUUGGCGCGUGGCAGCCCAUCAUGCAAGGACUAGCCAUCAUGGCCGUGGUGACCAACGCGAUGAUCAUCGCUUUCACGUCAGAUAUGAUCCCCCGCCUGGUGUAUUACUGGUCCUUCUCCGUCCCUCCCUAUGGGGACCACGCCCACUACACCAUGGACGGCUACAUCAACAACACUCUCUCAGUCUUCAACGUCGUGGACUUUAAAAAUAAAAGUCGGGGAAAUCCGUACUCUGGACUUGGCAACCAUACGACAUGCAGGUAUCGUGACUUCCGGUACCCUCCAGGACACCCGCAGGAGUACAAACACAACAUCUACUACUGGCACGUGAUCGCAGCUAAGCUGGCCUUCAUCAUUGUCAUGGAGCAUAUCAUCUACUCUGUGAAAUUUUUCAUUUCGUACGCCAUUCCAGAUGUCUCAAAAAGGACGAAGAGCAAAAUCAAGAGAGAAAAAUACCUGACCCAAAAGCUCCUUCAUGAGAACCACCUCAAAGACGUCACCAAGAGCAUGGGCACACUCGCAGAGAAGAUGCUGGAAGCUGCCGUAGAGAACCAUUCGCGACCAAAAGUAGAAUAAGAGCUUUAUGUUCUGAGAAGCACUUUAAGGGAUUUAGCUCUGUCAAAAUAUAUUACAAAUCACUAAUGAGAAUGUUCAAGUUAAAUCACUUCAGCAAAUAUGAGUCUUAACUGCAGCCGUUUCCAUGGAGAUUAUUUUUCAGUUGCAGCAGCAAUGCAGGAAGUGGAAAACGUACAACUUAGAUCAAGAAGAGCAUAAAACUAAUCACGUGGAAAAUCUGAAAUAUGACUUUUUCUAUGAAUUGGAAUUUUAGCCACAGAGAACAGUCUGCCGGUGUGUGUAAAACCACCCGUUCUGAAGCAGAAUGGAUUCCUUUUUUGCCCCCCUUCGAAGCUGGAUGAUGUUGAUCCUGAUCUGCUCUCAGCCCCGUGAUGGGGAGCGCUUCAUUCCUUCACUUUGCCAGGCCCCUUCCAGGGUGAUCUUUCCCUUACCGAACCAUCAUGAAAGCUUAGACAUGCCACUGCCUUAAUCGCUUUUGUGUGAUGGAAAGGAACUGGGUCACAAUUCUGUUUGAAUGCUGUGUUAAGUGGCAAAGAGACUCAAGAACUCACAACAGCUGGCCGGGGGUUGGGAGUGGGUGUGUGUGUGUGUGUGUGGCUAUAUCACAUCCCUACAGAAAGGGCAGCCACCACUCACCAGAGGAAAUAGUUUCAGCCUUCAUUGCGGCCUGGCUCCGCAACGGAAAGAAGUACUCUUACUGGAGAGGGCAAGGUGGUAAGGCUUCUUUGUCCUAAUCCGCAGUGGCCUCAUUGUUUUCCAGAAGGGUUCUAUGCCUAAUCAACAUUGACUGCUUUGUAAAUCUCAAAGGAAUAAGAUGACAAAAGGGAGAAAAAUUAUGAUUUAAAUAGCAUUAUAAUUCAUAUUGACCAAAUUAAUGAAUUUAUCUCUUCUAAAGAUGUGUCUUUUCCUGAAGAAAUGGAAAAAUGAAAAAGUGCUAAAAUCGCAUUUGUAGCAACAUAAUGGUCUGGCAAAGUUGAGCUCAUCCAUUUCCCAUCAGUUGAUACAAGAUCUGCAGUAUUCCAAGUCACCAAGCAUCGCUACGAAUGGCUCACUGCAUAGCCAAUGUGGCAUCAGGACACUGUGCAUGUUGGAAGACCCACAAGUGCCCUAAUCGUCACCCUCAUGAUUGUGAGGGAGUGCCUUUCUUCAGAGAUUCUGCAUGACUUGGCGCUACUUCUCUCUGCCAACAUGAGCAACAUACAUACCAAAGCAUCUGCCAUGGUGAAUGUGGCUGCCUUACCCUUCCAAUCUCUUAUCCCAAGCUCAGCAUCGAAUGUGUAAGGAAGUGUCUGCCCAUACUGGAGGAGUGUUGAUGGUGGGGGAGGUAGAGACAGGUAUACCCAGAUUAUUCCUAAUCCAGAAAAGAGCCUCCUUGGGAAGUGAUUUGAGCUUCCAGCCUCCUUUAGAGUCCAUAGGCAGUUAAGGAUAGAAGCAGAGCUGUAGGAUUGCUCUUGGACCCCAACAUCAUCUGAUGUUGCCCCCCUGCACCACCAGGCAUUUUUUGCCCUCAGGUUUGACUAGUUUUAACUCUUUGCUCCUUUUAACCGCCAGGCCUUCUGAUAAGCUCUGACAGGGACAGGUGGGUGCUAGGCGCAGGAGGAGGUGACUUGCACCCUGUUCUCCUGGAUGGGUCUCUUCCACUGUGAUGCUGUUACAUGCUCAGGUGCUGCAGGAGUCAUGCUUCUUAGACUCUCAGCAGUGAAGGAAAAUGAAAAAGGUUUCCACGGUCAGGUUCUAGAAGCUUAGUACAACAGAGCAACUCCAGCAACACAGUUUAAAUGCCUGCCAUUAAAGUGUCCCCUUUAAAAAAAAAAUAGUAUGCUGGACUCAUCAAAGGUUUUUGAGCAUCCCAAUGAGCAGGGCUGGCAUCUCACCUUGGUAAUGAUGCCAUCAAGAGAGUGCUCAAGACAGACCACCUGAGGCCUGGCUGCACUGGGAGGGAUCAAAGAAUCUCUUCCCUCUUCUUGGUCCAUUACAACCUGGGCCAGGGAGCGCCACUGUCCCUCUCCCUCCCACCUGUGAUCCUGCUCCUGGAAGUGGGUGUGAUCACUUCCUCUCGGAUUACCUCUUCUCCUAGUGUUUGAUUGGACAAUUAUGUACGACCUGUCAGUGUUGAGAAGGGAAUCAUUUCACCUUAUCUCCUUGUACGUAAAGACAGUUUCAGAAGGAAAUGUGGACGUGUGUUUUUAUGGCCCCAGCUGAGAAAAUCACGGUCAUCAUAUUAAAUGUGCUGCUGUAGACAGGUGAGAAAAGGCUCUGUGCUUGUGAAGAUGGCAAAUGUGACAUGUCCCAAGGUCAGUCUGGUGCUGACUUGUUGCCGAUUAAGGGUGGACUCUGCAGGCAGCCGCGGGCAAAACCUGGGGAAAUGGUUGGGCACUGCUGCCCCGGACCCCAGAAGGGCGGAUCUGGCCAUAGGCGUUAACCACUAGGGAAAUUUUAGUUUUAUAUCCUUUCGUAAUGCCUGUGAAUUUUAAUAGAUUGAAGCAUUAGGCCCAUACACUCAAGGGGGUUUUCUUUAAAUGUCCCUAAGUACUUUAGAUGUGUCAUUAGAAAGGCAAGCUGUAGUUUCUGUUCAGAAGCUAAACAAAGCCAUCUUGUAAACUGUCAUCAAAUUCUUUUUGGGGCUGUUGGUGUUUUUUUGGUAUGUAUAUCUUGGAUUUCAGAAAACGUUCACUCACAACAGGGGCAGAAUGUGCUGUGUUGUUGAAACCUUUCUUGUGCCAUUUCCUCCGGUUCGUAUUUGAAGAUGUUUGGAAAGUUGAAAUGCAUGAGCAGCUUAACUAAGCCAGAACUGAAAUGUUAAUGAUGCUUUUCAGACACUGUGGCAUAAAAUGUAAAGUUUGUAAUGAAUGUUUGUUAAAGUUAAUUUCUAUGCAUUUAAAUAUUCUUUUAUAAUUGUGAGCAUUUUAAUAAAUUCAUUUUUACAAACAA
Molecule: messenger RNA, 5648 nt
Organism: Echinops telfairi (small Madagascar hedgehog)
Lineage: Eukaryota; Metazoa; Chordata; Mammalia; Afrosoricida; Tenrecidae
Gene: ANO6
Product: anoctamin 6
Exons: 20
Coding region: 57-2717 (886 amino acids)
Biological process (GO): chloride transmembrane transport; calcium activated phosphatidylserine scrambling; calcium activated phosphatidylcholine scrambling
Cellular component (GO): plasma membrane
Molecular function (GO): protein dimerization activity; chloride channel activity
Source: RefSeq, a predicted model, not a curated record